AUGGCAAGUCAAUUUAACGCCCAAGCGCUGCCCGCGACCUCUUCCUACCAUUUCCUGGCCUCAACCGACCUUGCCGCCACCUACGCCGCCCUGAUCCUCGCCGACGAUGGCGUCGAAAUAACCUCUGACAAAAUUGUCACUCUCACAUCCGCCGCCAACGUCGAACUCGAGCCGAUUUGGGCCACACUGCUCGCGAAAGCACUCGAGGGCAAAAACGUAAAAGAUCUGCUGUCAAAUGUUGGCUCUGGUGGCGGAGCGCCGGCUGCUGGUGGCGCUCCCGCUGCCGCUGCUGGUGGUGCUGCUGCUGCUGAGGCGCCGAAAGAGGAGGCUAAAGAAGAAGAAAAGGAGGAAUCAGACGACGAUAUGGGCUUCGGUCUCUUCGACUAA
Molecule: messenger RNA, 387 nt
Organism: Mycena indigotica
Lineage: Eukaryota; Fungi; Basidiomycota; Agaricomycetes; Agaricales; Mycenaceae
Product: 60S acidic ribosomal protein
Exons: 4
Coding region: 1-387 (128 amino acids)
Biological process (GO): translational elongation; cytoplasmic translation
Cellular component (GO): ribosome; cytosolic large ribosomal subunit
Molecular function (GO): ribonucleoprotein complex binding; protein kinase activator activity; structural constituent of ribosome
Source: RefSeq, a predicted model, not a curated record